UCUGUAUUACUCCAAAGCUACAUUUUCUGCUGAAGUUGCAAUUUCGUAUCUCAUAGUUUAACCCUUUUUCUCGAAAACAGAAGGGGAAAUAAUCUGAUUAAAAUCAAAGCUCCGUUUCACCUUUUUUUUUCUUUUUUUGUUUCUUUGCGAUGUAAAACCCAGGAAUUGGAAAGAACUGUUUUGCAGCUCGGAUAUUUUGUUCUUUAUGCUAAAUGAUGAUGUAAUGGCUGGAAAAGCAGUAAAAUCGGUUGCAAAAGCAGUGGGAGAGUACCAGUAUCCAUGGCGAGAGAAGUUGGCAAACUACAAGGAUGAGCUGUCAAAGGGGGUCUGGGGUUAUUGGGAGCUUGGGGCAUGGAAACCUCUUAGCAUCAGUGCACGGCAUCGAGCUCGCCUCCGCAAAGAAGUCCUCCUUGCUGGAGCAGACUGGCCAUAUGAUCCAGAAAGAAAGGAAAUGAGGACCAAGAGGAAAGGGCAUAAGGUCGACAGAUUAGCUGCAGAAAAGCGAGAACGUACUGCUGAACUAAUGGAAGAUAUGCCUCAGAUGUUGGCAGAUUAUAGGAAGAGAAGGUGGGAGAGAAAGAUGAAAGCAGAAGAUGAUGCUGCCAAAAAAGCGCUGCAAGAGUAGUUUGUACUUAUACUCAGGCGAUGACAUAUUAAUCGUUAAUGGAGCCUUCGACCUGUUGAGGUCUUCCAUCUCUUUCUUAAUUUUAGAGCUUAGGCAGUACCUUCUAUCACAGAUGCUAAUGAUUAAUGGCUUAUAAGACAUAUGAUCAAUAAUAAUGUAUUAAUGGUACUCGGAAAUGCUGAAGAAAUCUGUGGAUGGGCUGUCUA
Molecule: messenger RNA, 831 nt
Organism: Sesamum indicum (sesame)
Lineage: Eukaryota; Viridiplantae; Streptophyta; Magnoliopsida; Lamiales; Pedaliaceae
Source: RefSeq, a predicted model, not a curated record